Messenger RNA from Paramecium sonneborni, 975 nucleotides. The record is from the annotation of a GenBank genome assembly. NCBI's taxonomy places the organism in Eukaryota, Ciliophora, Oligohymenophorea, Peniculida, Parameciidae.
AUGGGUAUAUUUAUAACACUAUCUAGACGGAAUCUUUACUAAUUUUUCUGUUUAUGUUUAUUUUUUUUUAAAUAAAUUAGUUUAAAUAUUUUAUCAGAAAUAAUUAUUUGUUUUAUAAUCAAAAUCAAUUAUUAUUGUUAUAGAUAAGCUUUUAAAAGAAUUACAGUUAUUACAUAGUAAGAAUCAAGACCAAAACUUAAUUCUUUCAAACUUAUUUCUUAAUAUCAACACUAUUAAUUAGUAAUUAGAAGAUCUAAAUAUUUAAACAUAAACUUAGAAUCUGCUUCAUAAACUUAGAAUCUGCUUCAUAAAGUUAGACCUGAGGUCUUUAACCAAAUUUUAGAAUUUAUUGACCUUAAAGAUUUUUUAAAUUUUCGAUUGGUCAGCCAAAGAGGUAAUUCAAUUGUUAUUUAUUUGAUACCAUAUCGGAUUCCAUUGAUUUAAUAAUAAUUAUCAUUUAGAAAAUCAAAGAUUAAAGAAUAUAAAUAAAAUAAUCUGCUGGAUGAAAGUAUUCAGGAUUUAUUGCAAAGAAAAUAACGUGCAGAUUUUGGCUUAAAUUCAUUGUGUAAAUAAGAUAUAUCUGAAAUUAAAAGAAUGGCUCAUCCUCAUGUAAUAAUUGAAAAGGUAAUGACAAUGGUUUGUGUCCUAUUAGAUUAGAAAUUUAAAGGAGAAAAUUCAAAUUGGUCAGCUUGUCAAAAGAUACUUGAUGAUAUCUAAUUUUUAGAUUAUCUUAGACAUUUAGAUGUUGAUUUUAUCACUGAUAAACAAUUGAAAUUUCUUUAAAAUAAUAUUCAUUCACUAUCAAUUGAAAAGUUUAAAGGGUAUCAUAUGCUUGCAGAUCAUUUUUUUAAUUUAUAUUAGCAAUUGUAGAAAUUAGAGAGUCCAAAUAUUACAAAAUAAAAAAAGAGAUAGAACUAUUAGAGAAAUUAUCUAAAAUAGAAGAAAAAGCUUUAAAUUUUCUUCAAAAAAAAAUGA